Penicillium canescens is the source of this 1002-nucleotide messenger RNA. RefSeq names its product putative FHA domain protein SNIP1. The record is from RefSeq and is a predicted model, not a curated record. Gene Ontology annotation, molecular function: protein binding; mRNA binding. Gene Ontology annotation, cellular component: nucleus. The coding region runs from base 1 to 1002 and encodes 333 amino acids. The transcript has a single exon. Lineage: Eukaryota; Fungi; Ascomycota; Eurotiomycetes; Eurotiales; Aspergillaceae. Gene Ontology annotation, biological process: mRNA splicing, via spliceosome; maintenance of RNA location.
AUGGCCAGAUCUGACGAUGAAGACCGUCGCGACCGCCAGCGAGGUUCAUUUACCUCGCCCUCAGCCAUAAAGCGCGAACGGCAGCGAGAUGCACCCCGAGACGACGAUUAUUCAAGCUCAAGACGACGUGACGACGACCGCCGAAGCUCCCGACGAGACAGCCCUCGACGGAGAUCCUCUCGCAGCCCCCGGCGCCAGCGCAGGGAACGAUCAACAAGCUCAGCGGGUGACCGGCGCAGACGUAGACAUUCUCGCAGUCCCCGACGGGAGCGCAGAGAACGGUCAACUAGCUCCGCAGCAGAAGACCGCCGCAGACACAGACAUCGCAGCCACCGACACCGUGACACUCACGGAGAUGAAGAACGAUCAUCUAAGAGACGCCCGCGAUCCCGUUCUCGCUCACCGCGACCAUCACGCAGCUCCCCACCGCGUGCAUUGCAACGCAGCGGCCCGCUGCCUUCACAAUCGGAUGCUUUUACCGAUGUGGCACAACCUGGAGAGGCACCUGCACCAGAGAAACAAAAGCCCAAUUUCAACUCUACCGGCAGGUUGGCGGCAGAAAGCAAUACAGUUCAAGUCCAAGGUGGAGAAGGAAUUGUUCUGAAAUACCAUGAGCCUCCAGAGGCACGCAAGCCACCAGCAAAGGAAGCUUGGCGUAUGUAUGUCUUCAAGGGAAAAGAUCUGCUUGAAACUGUGGAAUUAUUGGAACGCAGCUGCUGGCUAGUCGGCCGCGAGCGAUCCAUUGUGGAUUUCCCUCUUGACCACCCCAGUUGCUCGAAGCAGCAUGCUGUGCUCCAGUUCCGAUUUGUCGAAAAGAGGAAUGAAUUCGGUGACCGCAUCGGAAAGGUCAAGCCUUACCUCCUCGACCUUGAGAGCGCCAAUGGCUCUAGCGUCAACGGGGAAACCGUUCCAGCAGGUCGCUACGUGGAGGUCAUGGACAAGGACGUGAUUCGCUUUGGAUUGAGCUCCCGGGAAUACGUUCUGAUGCUACCCCCUAGCUGA